Messenger RNA from Cricetulus griseus (Chinese hamster), 1194 nucleotides. The record is from RefSeq and is a predicted model, not a curated record. Lineage: Eukaryota; Metazoa; Chordata; Mammalia; Rodentia; Cricetidae.
AUGACCCAGACGGUCAACGAAAGGGAGGAUCCCCUCAAUCUGGGCGGCGGCGGCUGGGCAUCCUCCAUCCCUUUGCGCACCUGGUCCUCCUACCAUCGAAGGCAGAGGGGCUCUCAGAUGUCCAAGCGGCGAUACCGCAAUGGCCCCAAAGCUGAGUAUGAGGCUACCAGGAAACAACCCAAGCAACAGCACAGCCCUGGCCCUUGGUUCCAACCACCCAGACGGCCCUACUGGGCCGUGUACUCCAACUGGGGGCGCUGCGGAGGGCACUGGCACCCACCCCUGAUGGCUUUCCAGAGCCCCUUGUGCCCAGCGCAGAUGAUCCGGGCCUAUGGUCUGCUCCCACUCUGCCUUUGCUGCUGCUGCUCCUGCUGGUGCUGGCCCUGCAACCCCGGUUGGGAAAGACCCCAGGGCAGAAAGAAGCGCUGGGGCCGCAGGGGCCGUGGCCUGCGCCGCCAGCCUCGUGGCUCCUUCCCGAGGAACCCACCUAUAGACCUGAGCAAGCUGCUGCGGCCGGUCAACCUUUACGGGUGGCGGGCGCCUGGGAUGCGAGCGCCAAGGAACACCACCCAGUUCAUCAUGAACCAGGUCUAUGAAGACAUGAGGCAGCAAGAGAAGCUGGAGCGCCAGCAGGCGGCGUUGAGAGCACAGCAAGCCCAGGUGGGCGGCACCACCCCGGGAGGCUCCACUGCCAAUGAGACGCCUCACAGCGGCGUCGAGGAAGACUCGCAGUUGCCGGAAGAUCUGUAUGGCUUCAUGCAGGAUCCCUCUCUAAUCUUAAGUCCUGCUCCAGUGCAGCAAAUCCAGUCUCCCACCCCGCAGCGGGUAGAGGAGGAGGAGGAAAAAAUUGAUGAUUGUGACGAGGUUUGUGAUGAAAAGGAGGAGAGUGAGGAGGAGGAAUAUAGAGAGACAGAGGAUGAAGAUGUGGAUGAGGAAGAAGUCGAAGAGGCUGACAAUGGGGAAGAAGGAGAAGAGAACCAAGAGGAGGAGGAGAUGUUGGAAGAGGAGGGGCUGCAGGAGGGAGAGCAGAGAGAGGAAGACAAAUUCUUGCCUCUGGGAAUGCCUUUGUCAGUCCUAGUAGGGGACGAAGAAGAGAGAGAGAACUUUAUAAACUAUGACUAUUUAAGCCCAGAACAAAUAAUUCCCAAUGUGCCAGAGGCAGAUCUGUUUAUGGUACCGGACAUUAGCCAUUAG